Cyprinodon variegatus (sheepshead minnow) is the source of this 972-nucleotide messenger RNA. RefSeq lists its product as uncharacterized. Gene Ontology annotation, biological process: response to bacterium. The transcript has 5 exons. The record is from RefSeq and is a predicted model, not a curated record. Lineage: Eukaryota; Metazoa; Chordata; Actinopteri; Cyprinodontiformes; Cyprinodontidae. Bases 70 to 882 code for a protein of 270 amino acids.
ACAGAUGCCUUAGAUCCAGUGGUCACAGGCCAGCUGGGCAAACCUGUGACUUUAACAUGUGAUUUGAACAUGGAGUUUCAGAGCCAGGACUGGCUUCAAUGGUACAAGCAGACUACAGGAGAUACUCUCAAAUUAAUUUCAGUCCUGCAGAAGAAUGCAAACCCUAUUUAUGGAGCUGGAUUUUCACCCUUAAAUUUCAACUCAGCAUAUGAUAACAAAAUGUUUAACCUGACGAUCUUGAGGACUGCUAAAGAAGAUAAAGGAAUGUAUCACUGUGUGCAUAUGAACCGGUAUAAAUCUAUAUGGAAUGGGAGUUACUUAUCAUUAGAAGGAAACACUGAGACAACAUCAAGCUACCGUGUUGUUCAGCAGCCAGCUGUUCUAGAUCCAUCCCGUCCAGCAGACUCAGAUACUCUGCAGUGUUCACUCCUUUCUCAGCCUGAGGAAAAGACCUGUUCAGGAGAACCCAGAGUGUUCUGGUUAAGGACCAAACUAGGCAAGUCUGUUCCAGAUAUCAUCUUCACUGAUGGAAAAACACCUGAAAAUUGUGAGAAGCCAUCAAACGCUGAGAGCAGAUGUAGUUAUAACUUCUCUAAGAAGGUUUCCGCUUCUGAUCUUGGAACAUAUUACUGCGCAGUGGCCACAUGUGGAGAGAUAUUACUUGGAGACGGAACCAGAGUUGAAAUUACUCAUUCAUUAAGUGACAUGUCUUUGGUAAUAACAAUGAUCUGCUUGGCCAUAUCUGUGCUUUUGAAUAUUGGCUUAAUUUGUUGCCAAACUCACAGAAGAUCACUCAAAAACAGAAAAAGAUCUUCUUCACAGACACAACAUAACCACACAAGGCAACCUGAUGAGUUUGGACGGAGAACAGGAGAGAGGUGAAGACUAAAGAAAGUGUGUAUUCAAAUGUCAGAUUCAGUCAUUUAGAAUAUACAUCCUGAUGAAGCUCCUUUGUCUGAUUAAAUAUACCUU